AGCGUUACCAACUUUCCCCCAUCCACCCUCCCCUCUUAAGUGACGCAGCGCCGCGGUAGGAGGCGUACUCUGAGCGGUAGAAGCCGCAGAACUUGAGGCCUGUUUUUCCGUUUCGCGAACCUUUUAGGCACGAUGCCUUCAAUAAAAUUGCAGAGCUCUGAUGGUGAGAUUUUUGAAGUCGAUGUUGAAAUCGCAAAGCAGUCUGUAACCAUCAAAACAAUGUUAGAAGAUCUUGGCAUGGAUGAUGAAGGUGAUGAUGACCCUGUUCCCCUUCCAAAUGUAAAUGCAGCAAUUCUCAAAAAAGUUAUUCAGUGGUGUACCCAUCACAAAGAUGAUCCACCUCCUCCUGAGGAUGAUGAGAAUAAAGAGAAGCGGACAGAUGAUAUUCCUGUUUGGGACCAAGAGUUUCUCAAAGUAGACCAAGGAACACUGUUUGAACUUAUUCUAGCUGCAAAUUACUUGGAUAUCAAAGGAUUGCUGGAUGUCACGUGCAAGACAGUAGCAAACAUGAUUAAAGGCAAAACUCCAGAAGAAAUCAGAAAGACAUUCAACAUCAAAAAUGACUUCACUGAAGAGGAGGAGGCGCAGGUACGCAAGGAGAAUCAGUGGUGUGAAGAAAAGUGAAAUGAUUUACCUGUUCUCAUUGUAACACUGUAAGAAUCGUUCCAAAUAACUAGUUGCACUGCUCUGUUUUAUAAUAGACAAUUUAGCAGCUUAUCAAACUAGCAGCAGGGUGUUUUUUGCUGCAUGUUGUGUCCUGUUUUUUUCUUUUUUUUUUUUGUUAAAGUUCAGUUUCAGGAUCUGAAUCUUACCAUUGUAAUCUUGUGUGACUUUUAAAAUAAUAAAUCUGUGAUGUGUGCGUGCUUUCUAAAUGAAAGGUAGCAUCCAAGUUCUUGGUUUACACAUUCUUCAUCAGUGCUUAUACUUCACCCUUACUCUGUAAAGUAUAUUUGUGUAAUAUUAAAACCAAUGAAUAAAUGUUCAACUUAUUUCUCAGUUACCAAUUGUGGUAAUAUUUAGGAUUCUAUCAAACUUAACUGCAUGGUAAAGAGCAUAUAUAAAAAUGCAUAGGAGUAGUAAUGAGGCGGUCUGCUUUACCUUUCUAUGGCUUCCCUCCCCAAGCCUGCAGCAAUAUAACAAGGGAUAGCUUUUGCAAGACAGACCUCUUCUGGAAGGCAACAGCAUCUGUUCCUUUCUUCCUUUGCAUGUUUGUAAGAUUUUGAGUAAAGGAAUUGUCUCCAAGGUCAUGUGGAUGACCUUUAUUUUUCCUUGCACUGUAGCAGGACCUAUUUCAUGCUAAAGCUCUGAUUUGGUUAAUUCAGGUGCUCUACAAAAGGCCAGGGUGCCCCCCCAAUCAAUUUUAGCUUGGAUAUAAACUUAAUUCAUGGUGUUGUGUUUAAGUGUUCAUUAUAAAUUAAAAACUGUCUGGAAGAACAGGUUAUGACCUUUGUUAAUAAACUGAUUUUAAAGGA
Molecule: messenger RNA, 1472 nt
Organism: Spea bombifrons (plains spadefoot toad)
Lineage: Eukaryota; Metazoa; Chordata; Amphibia; Anura; Pelobatidae
Gene: SKP1
Product: S-phase kinase associated protein 1
Exons: 6
Coding region: 133-624 (163 amino acids)
Biological process (GO): SCF-dependent proteasomal ubiquitin-dependent protein catabolic process
Cellular component (GO): nucleus; cytoplasm
Molecular function (GO): cullin family protein binding
Source: RefSeq, a predicted model, not a curated record